UCCUGGCAGGUCUGGGGUCACACCUGGCCGCAGGUGAACCCCGGGGGUCUCCCAGUUCUUCAUCCACUGUCGGUGACGUCACAACUCAGGUGAGACCACGUCGGGGCCUCACCUGGAGCCAAGGUGCUGCAGUUUGGGGUUCACACCUGGAGUUCAGGUGCUGCAGUUCAGGGUCCACACCUGGAGUUCAGGUGUGGCAGUUUGGGGUUCACACCUGGAGCUCAGGUGUUGCAGUCCGGGCGUUGCAGUUCGGGGUUCACACCUGGAGUUCAGGUGUUACAGUCCGGCUGUUACAGUUUGGGGUUCACACCUGGCUCAGGUGUCACCAUCCAGGUGUUGCUGCUGCAGCUUUUUGGGGUCAAAACCACAAUUUUGGGCUCCACACCUGGCCUGGCUCACAGGUGCUGGCUCCCUUCACCUGGGGCUCAGGUGUUGCAGUCCAGGUGUCACAGCUGCUGUUUUUGGGGGUCAAAACCACAAUUUUGGGGAGCUCCACACCCGUCCUGGCUCACAGAUAUCGAAUCCUCCCCUCACCUGGGGCUCAGGUGUUGCAGUCCAGGUGUCACUGCUGCCGUUUUUUGGGGUCAAAACCACAAUUUUGGGGGGCUCCACACCCGUCCUGGCUCACAGGUGCUGGCUCCCCUCACCUGAGGGGCUCAGGUGUCGCGGUGCACGCGCCGGUGCUGCAGCAGGUUGGACGGGUGCGCGAACCCCUUGGCGCACACCCCGCACUUGUAGGGCGUCUCCCCCGUGUGCACCUUCUCGUGCACCGCCAGGUACGCCAGGUCCUUGAAGAACUUGUGGCUCACAGGUAUCGAAUCCUCCACCUGGGGCUCAGGUGUUGCGGUCCAGGUGUCACAGAUGCUGUUUUUGGGGGUCAAAACCACAAUUUUGGGGAGCUCCACACCCGUCCUGGCUCACAGGUGCUGAAUCCUUCCACCUGGGGCUCAGCUGUUGCAGUCCAGGUGUCACAGCUGCCGUUUUUUGGGGUCAAAACCACAAUUUUGCGGGGCUCCACACCUGUCCUGGCUCACAGGUGCUGGCUCCCCUCACCUCAGGGGCUCAG
Messenger RNA from Cyanistes caeruleus (blue tit), 1066 nucleotides. The record is from RefSeq and is a predicted model, not a curated record. Lineage: Eukaryota; Metazoa; Chordata; Aves; Passeriformes; Paridae.